GUUGUGCCAGUUUAUACAAGGAGCCGGAAAAACACGAAUGUGAUUAGUAUUUCUUUACAUCGAACGUGCUAGUAAUCUCCCAGUACUUUUUUUUUUGAACUGUCAAAAAAAAUGUACUAGUAGUACUGGGAAUGUACUAAAAUCUGUCAAAAAUCCCUCCGCUCCGCACCACCGUUUUGUGCAAGAAAAUCGAAGAAACUGCAAAAAUGGGUUGUGGUGGAAGAACGCUCCUUAGCCUCUCUCUGUGCUCGUCUACCUCCUCAACCCGCUUCUCUUUAACUCUCCUCUCCCGUUUCCCACUCUCCAAUUUCCCAUAUCCGCCACCACCACUACUACCCAGCGCCGCCCUCGUUUUUAGGCCCCUAUGCUCCGCCACCGCCGCCACAACAGAGGAAGGACUGCAACCCUUAAAGCACUCAAUCCUCCUCGAGAGGCUUCGAAUCAGGCACCUCAAGGACUCCUCCUCCGAAAAAACCCGACCGACGCAGCGGCCUUUGGCGCCUGGGGAUGAUGAUGGGUCGGCGACGAAGAAGAAUACUAAUAAUAAUAAGAAGAAGAAAAGUGAGGUUGAGGUUUUGGCUUCGAGUUUCGAGGAGCUAGGGUUGACUGAGGAGACGAUGGGGGCUUUGGAGGAAAUGGGUAUCUCGGCUCCUACUGAGAUUCAGAGUAUUGGGAUACCUUGUGUGCUCAAAGGGAAGAGUGUGGUGUUGGGUUCUCACACUGGCUCUGGAAAGACCCUUGCUUACAUGUUGCCUCUUGCUCAGUUGUUGAGACGGGAUGAGGCCUUAUAUGGCAUGCUAAUGAAGCCAAGACGUCCUCGAGCUGUUGUGCUAUGCCCCACAAGGGAGCUUUCUGAACAGGUGUUCCGCGUGGCUAAGUCAAUUAGUCAUCAUGCUCGAUUCAGGACUACCAUGGUAAGUGGCGGCACCCGUUUAAGACCCCAAGAAGAUUCGUUGAACACCCCAAUUGAUAUGGUUGUGGGGACCCCUGGUCGUGUUCUUCAACAUAUUGAGGAAGGGAAUAUGGUUUAUGGUGACAUCCAAUACCUGGUGUUGGAUGAAGCAGAUACAAUGUUUGAUCGUGGCUUUGGGCCUGAUAUUCGUAAGUUUCUUGGCCCCUUAAAAAAUCGUGCAUCCAAAUCUGAUGAUAAAGGAUUCCAGACGAUUUUGGUCUCUGCAACUAUGACAAAGGCAGUGCAAAACCUGAUUGAUGACGAGUUUCAAGGAAUUGAACAUGUGCGAACUUCAACGUUGCAUAAGAAGAUAGCAUCUGCUCGCCAUGACUUUAUCAAACUUUCAGGUUCUGAAAAUAAGCUGGAGGCAUUGCUACAGGUCCUCGAGCCAAGCUUAGCAAAGGGAAACAAAGCGAUGGUGUUCUGCAACACAUUGAAUUCUAGUCGUGCUGUGGAUCACUUUCUCGAUGAAAAUAAAAUCUCUUCUGUUAAUUACCAUGGAGAGGUGCCAGCAGAACAAAGGGUUGAAAACCUCCAAAAGUUUAAGAGUGAUGAUGGAGAUUGCCCCACGUUGGUCUGCACGGACUUGGCUGCUCGGGGACUGGACUUGAAUGUGGAUCACGUCGUUAUGUUUGAUUUUCCCUCAAAUUCUAUUGACUACCUCCAUCGGACUGGAAGAACUGCUCGAAUGGGUGCUAAAGGUAAGGUGACAAGUUUAGUUACAAAGAAAGACUUGAUGCUUGCCACCCGUAUUGAGCAGGCUAUAAUGAAGAAUGAGAGCUUGGAAUCCCUAACUUUAGAUAAUGUAAGGAGGGAUGUUGCCAGGUCCCAAAUAACAGCAGAAAAGAACUCGAAAUCCAUGAAUAUUUCAAACCAGAAAAACAAGAGUAAAUCUCCAUCUCUGCUGAAACCAUCAAGUGUCCGGAGGAAGUUUUCAUCUUCCGAAAAGACCUCAGGUCCAAAAUCUGGAAAAGCUUCUGCUUCAUCCAAAACUACACAGACUCCAAUUAAUGUGUCCAAGUCACCAAAAUUUUCAGCUGCAAGUAGUUCAAAAAGGGCUACUUCCGGUGGGAAGAAAACAACAGACAGCAGAAAGUCUGGUGCUGUGAAAUCAUCUGCAGGUAGUUCAAAAAGGGCUCCUUCCGGGGGGAAGAAAACAACUGUCAGCAGAAAGUCCGGCGCUGAUUUCAGAACAUCAAAACUAAAUGUUGUAGGGUUCAGGGGGCGGAGUUCGUCGUCUAAUGCAAGAGAGUCAUUGAGAUCUAAGUAAUCGUCUUCCCAAUUUUGGAUCAUGUACAUUAUUAAGAUAGCAUUUGAAUACUUGUUUUACUUUUCAUGUGUUUCUUUUGUCCCUGUCCUCUUGCUUCGAGAAAUAUGUUUAUUCCAGUGAAACAGAAAAUAUCACUGAUGCCAAGUCUCGUGAGUUCUAAACUUAGGUUCAUGAUUA
Molecule: messenger RNA, 2399 nt
Organism: Rhododendron vialii
Lineage: Eukaryota; Viridiplantae; Streptophyta; Magnoliopsida; Ericales; Ericaceae
Product: DEAD-box ATP-dependent RNA helicase 39
Exons: 9
Coding region: 207-2222 (671 amino acids)
Molecular function (GO): RNA helicase activity; nucleic acid binding; ATP binding
Source: RefSeq, a predicted model, not a curated record